Messenger RNA from Dibothriocephalus latus, 327 nucleotides. The record is from the annotation of a GenBank genome assembly. Lineage: Eukaryota; Metazoa; Platyhelminthes; Cestoda; Diphyllobothriidea; Diphyllobothriidae.
AUGCCAGCUUUUUUUGCAAACAGUCAAAACAGACAAGUUGGCGUGAUUGCAGUAUAUUUAAGAACAGCAGUGUCCGUAGUCGAACGAGAGCACACCCUCGCCCUUGAGUAUGAAUCUAUCCGGAUGAAGCUAAAAGAGGUAAAUUUACAGGACUCAGAAUUUCAGGUGGUAUGUAGGCCACCGAACAUGCUGAGUGCAGCUGACGAGUCGCUCCUUAGUCUGGUGAAGGGAGCAGUUAUCCACCAAGAGGUUCUUAUUAUUGACGACUUCACUAAACUUGUAAUAGACUGGGAAAAUCUGACAGUCGAGGAGGCGCCAACUUCUUAA